AAUCUACUUCUACUCAACCUCAAUACUUCAACAAAACUUACCAACAACCACAACCAUGUCUUCCAACAACAAAGACCAAACCUCCACCCUGCAGUCCUACGUCGACUCCGCCACAGGCGCCGUCCAAUCUGCCCUCGGAUCCCUAACCGGCAGCACCGCUGAUCAAGUCCAAGGCGAGAACAAAAAGGACGUCGCCGGCCGCCGAAAAGGACCUCUCGCACGCGACCGCCAAAGCCGGCCCCUUCGCCGUCAGCUCCUCCGGCGGCGUCGCAAAAGACAACUCAGACCGCACCGCCGGUUCAUGGAACCAGAACGUCGGCGCCGCGAAGGAAGCCAUUGGCGGCUUCGUUGGCGCAGAGGGCCUCAAGCAGGAGGGUAUUAGGCAGAACCAGGAGGGCAAGGGCCAGGAAGCUGCGGGACAGAUGAAUGAUCUGGGCAAGGGCAUUUCAGAUCGUGUUGGUGGGACUAUUGGGGGGUGCGGUUGCGGGACUAACAGGGAACGAGGCGCAGAAGGCGGAGGCGCAGAAGCAACAUGAUGAAGGGAAAGCGAGGCAGCGGGGUGUUGAGGCGGAUCUGCAGAAGCAGGCUCCUCAGUAGGGGAGAUACUGAGUGUGAUUAUAGUUUAUGGUGGAUUGGAUGAUAUACCCUUUUGCUCGACAUUACAGAAUGAACGAACGAUCUUCUACA
Molecule: messenger RNA, 687 nt
Organism: Parastagonospora nodorum SN15
Lineage: Eukaryota; Fungi; Ascomycota; Dothideomycetes; Pleosporales; Phaeosphaeriaceae
Exons: 1
Coding region: 56-382 (108 amino acids)
Source: RefSeq, a predicted model, not a curated record